Molecule: messenger RNA, 592 nt
Organism: Vicia villosa (hairy vetch)
Lineage: Eukaryota; Viridiplantae; Streptophyta; Magnoliopsida; Fabales; Fabaceae
Product: cysteine-rich and transmembrane domain-containing protein WIH2-like
Exons: 3
Coding region: 106-402 (98 amino acids)
Cellular component (GO): plasma membrane
Source: RefSeq, a predicted model, not a curated record
UAAUCUAGAUAUUAGUAUAUAUAUAAAUUCUUCAUCUAUAUUUUCUCAAAAAUCAAAUCUCUGCUACAACAACCCUCUUCUCUUCUUUUCUCUUCCGCCAUCCAAAUGAGUUACUACAACCAACAACAACCGCCCGUCGGCGUUCCUCCACCGCAAGGUUAUCCGCCGCAAGAGUCUUACGGCAAAGACGCUUACCCUCCGCCGGGGUAUCCACAGCAAGGCUACCCUCCACAACAGGGCUAUCCACCACAAGGCUAUCCGCAGCAAGGCUAUCCGCCGCAAUAUGCUCCUCAGUACGCUCAGCCUCCGCCUCAACAACAGCAAAAUUCAUCCGGAGCUGGUUGCUUGGAAGGCUGCUUGGCUGCUCUCUGUUGCUGCUGUCUCUUGGAUGCGUGCUUUUGAGGGGAGAUAUUACAUUGCACAGACUGGGUUGAUUACAAAUGUAUUUUGACUUUGAGCGCAUGAUGAUUAUUGUUCUUAUAGCUUCUUUUACUUUUCCUUGUUUAUUGUUUGUUUUUAUGAAUAUGAAGUUAUGAACUACUGCUUCUAUAUAUCAUACUGCUUCGUUAAAGGAUUGAUCUGUUUUUAUUUU